UGUUUACUCAUGCCCGGUCAGAGCCGGGCAGACAGCGCCGCCGGCCGCCUCACUGUAACUGUACGUGUUGGAUCAAGUGUGAGAAGGAAACCAGCAGCUCGACAUCGUCGUUCAGAGUCGGGACUUUGGUUUUCACUCACGGAAAGUCGUUUUUUCGUACAGUCAGUAGCUCAUUUGUGCGCGAGCGUAACAAGCCGCUUGGAUACCUGUCACCAUGGGAGGAGGACGCAGAGGCGAACAUGACUACUCCUUUGUCAGUCCAGUCGUCAAAUACCUUCUGUUCUUGUUCAAUUUUAUAUUCUGGAUAAUCUCCCUGGUGAUGGUAGCAAUCGGCGUGUACGCCCGCAUGAUGAAACAUGCAGAGGCAGCCGUGGCGUGUCUGUCAGUGGACCCUGCUAUGAUGCUGCUGGUGGUGGGGGUCCUCAUGUUCAUCAUCACCUUCUGUGGCUGUGUGGGCUCCCUGCGAGAAAACAUCUGCCUCCUGCAGAUGUUCUGCAUCUGUCUGACGGUGAUCUUCCUGCUCCAGCUGGCAGCUGGGGUCCUGGGCUUCGUCUUCUCUGAUAAGGCUCAGACUAGAGUGACUGAGAUGAUCAACAAUGCCAUCGUCCACUACAGAGAUGACAUCGAUCUGCAGAACCUCAUUGACUUCAGUCAGAAAGAGUUUGGCUGCUGUGGCGGUGUGACAUACAGUGACUGGUCCAACAACAUCUACUUCAGCUGCAAGCUGGACAACCCCAGCCGAGAGCGCUGCUCCGUGCCCUUCUCCUGCUGCAUCCUGAACAAGGAAGAGAAUGUGAUCAACACCAUGUGUGGCCAAGCCAUGCAGGAGAAGGAGUUCGCCCAAGCUGGAGACCAUAUUCACGUGGACGGCUGCAUCGACAAACUGGUAAACUGGAUCCACAGCAACCUGUACCUCCUGGGGGGCAUCGCCCUGGGACUGGCCAUACCACAGCUGGUCGGCAUCCUCCUGUCUCAGAUUUUGAUCAACCAGAUCAAAGACCAGAUCAAACUCCAGAACUACAACCUGAAGCACCGCUCUGACCCAUGGAGAUGACCCACCCUUGAUCACUCCAGAUUCUGGUGAUUGGCUUCAGAACCACUGAGGAAAAAAUCUGUCAUGGCUGCCUGGAUUAAGCAUCCAGCAUCAUUGAUUUUAGAAACAAAAACACAAGACUAAUAAUAUUCAGCCAGCAUGUGGACAUGCCAUUAAUACUUGGCAAGGAUGUGCAGGUUAGUACACACAUAGGAAACAAACAGAGGAACAGGACUCUGUCGCCACCUGCUGGACACAAACCAAGCUUGAACUGAGCAAACUUUUGUAUGGUACCAAACCCGAGGCAGGAAGAGUUGGUUAUCAGGGUCUUAUUGACAGGAUCAUUUGAACCUGAGAGUAUCAUUAACUUUUUAUCAGUGGUAGUAAAUAUAUACUUAUCUUUGUUGUUAAAUCCAUUAUUCUGUAUAUGCUAGCUGACUAAAAAGGGAAUUACAUUUUUCUACAUAUUGAUUUUGUAUAUUUUUCUAAAUAAAAGAAUGCCUAAUGCA
This is a messenger RNA of Eleginops maclovinus (Patagonian blennie), 1542 nucleotides long. RefSeq names its product tetraspanin 33a (gene tspan33a). The coding region runs from base 215 to 1054 and encodes 279 amino acids. The transcript is spliced from 8 exons. The record is from RefSeq and is a predicted model, not a curated record. NCBI's taxonomy places the organism in Eukaryota, Metazoa, Chordata, Actinopteri, Perciformes, Eleginopidae. Gene Ontology annotation, cellular component: plasma membrane.